AUGAGCUAAUAAAAUCCCAUAGGACUCGAACUUGGAGUAUACAGAGAGCAGGCCAUAGACUACUCAGCAAUGAUGUCGAAUGCUCAAGACAAGCACGGAAACGAUAGAAAUUCUCACAAAAAUUAUGAGAGUCUCAAGCCAUAUUACUACAAUGAUGUGAACUUUGUGCCAUUGAUUAAGAGCAUAUCGCACAGAAAAUCUUCAAGCCAGAUUCAAACUUAGAAAACUUUAAGCAAAAGGGAAUAACUAUUAUCGCAGUAUUCAGGUCAUGAAAAGGAUUAACAUUCUCUGUUACAACAAUUAUAGUAGAUUAAGACUGAUGGUAAUAACCGAGCAGUGAAAAUCGAUGCUAAAUCCAACAUUAAUAAGAGACUUUAGAAUAAUAACUCUAACUCGCCCUUUACAAAUCGGUGGAACAUGCUGAUUGCUUAGAAUAUGGUUAGAAACAAAGUGAAGAACUCUAAGAUCAAGAAAGCACUUGAAGAUAUCAACAAAGUGGUGCUCCCUAAAAUCAUAGAUGCAGGUGGAGGUACCGCCAAUAGUUAGAUACAAUCUUAGAUUGAUCUAACUGUGAUUCCAAAUAAAAGUCCUAUUCAAAAUAAGAGUCAGAAUGACUUUAGAUCUCUGAGAAAUUCAGUGGACGCAACUACUGGAAUGUCUGAUCCAAAUGAACAAAAACAGGUUCAAAACAUACUCAAGCAAAACAAACUGUAUUAGGAUGACUACCUGCCAUACAGAAAUAAAGUGAGGCUGAUGGAUAAGGAGAAGGCAUUUGUGGGAAGUUCUAUGAAAAUCAGAUCCGAAAAGACUAUAUCUCCGAGACAUACAUCAAAGUUACCAUUUAAUAGAGAAAAGUUCUUGAAUGAUGUGCUUCAAGCUAAGAAUUACAUAGUCUCUACCAAGAUCAAGCUUAAGAAGUAGUAUGUAUCAUCAUCGAUUGACGGAGAUUUUUAAGACGACAAUAAUAACUAUAGCAAUAGCUACAUCUAACAGUUUGACAUUACCACUACUAAAUACAAGAUUCCAGAUUAGAAUACAACAGAUUUGAAACAAUUAAACAUAAAUACAGAGUGUGAAAAAAGAGACGAGGGAACGGACACAUACCACUUAUCUUCAGAUAACUAUAGAGCUCAUUAUUUGCAUUAAAAUCAGAGGAGAUUUCCUCCUAAGAUAGUCAUUCAAAGCAAGAGACUUAAGUCUAUAAUGAUUGACUAGCCUAUUAAAGAAUAGCUUAAAUAGUAGUAGAAAUAGAAUUAGGAAAUGCAAAUGCUUUAUCUUACAAAUUAGGGAAUCAAAUAAGAAGACACUUUUGGCUACAUCAAAGACUAAUAGAGACAUUACUUCAAUUCCUUCAAGAAAGAUAAACUAAAUUAUAGAUCGUUUACUGAUAAAAAACCAUUAGAAAAUUCAUUUUAUGAUUCUGGCUACAACACUGGAUGGAGACAACAUAUUGAAGAGGGCAUUCAGGUAGAUAUCAAUCUAAUAUAAUCUUGA
Molecule: messenger RNA, 1494 nt
Organism: Stylonychia lemnae
Lineage: Eukaryota; Ciliophora; Spirotrichea; Sporadotrichida; Oxytrichidae
Source: the annotation of a GenBank genome assembly